AUGUGUAUGAAGGCUCACUGCGCCACCUGCAACAAGGCCACCUGGUGGGGAUGCGGCAACCACAUCCCAUCCGUUAUGGACUCGAUCCCAGAGAGCGAGCGCUGCGCCUGCACUCCUCAGGUGGAGAGGGACGGAAAGAAGUACCCUCCUAAGGCUGCGAAGGCUAAUUGA
Molecule: messenger RNA, 171 nt
Organism: Penicillium daleae
Lineage: Eukaryota; Fungi; Ascomycota; Eurotiomycetes; Eurotiales; Aspergillaceae
Exons: 2
Coding region: 1-171 (56 amino acids)
Source: RefSeq, a predicted model, not a curated record